AUGACAUCCUUCGUUGUCCCUCCAGGACAAGUGCGCACCCUUCGCGCAUGCAUGGUCUGCUCCGUCGUCAUGCCGCAGAGCAAAUUCGCGCGCGAAGGCUGCCCAAACUGCGAACACGUCCUCCAACUCCGCGGCAACAACGACGCAAUCCAAGAAUGCACAUCCCAGGUCUUUGAGGGACUCAUAUCUAUCAUCGACGAACGGCAGAGCUGGGUCGCUCGCUGGCAACGAUUGGAAGGUUAUGUGCCGGGGACGUAUGCGAUGAAAGUUACAGGGACAUUGCCUACGGAGACGGUUGCGUCGUUGGAAGAUGCUGGGAUCAAGUAUAUACCGAGAGAUGGAAGCGCGAACGAAGAAGAAUAG
Molecule: messenger RNA, 363 nt
Organism: Talaromyces marneffei
Lineage: Eukaryota; Fungi; Ascomycota; Eurotiomycetes; Eurotiales; Trichocomaceae
Exons: 3
Coding region: 1-363 (120 amino acids)
Biological process (GO): regulation of transcription elongation by RNA polymerase II; positive regulation of DNA-templated transcription, elongation; mRNA processing
Cellular component (GO): nucleus; DSIF complex
Molecular function (GO): RNA polymerase II complex binding; zinc ion binding
Source: RefSeq, a predicted model, not a curated record